Messenger RNA from Neohortaea acidophila, 2232 nucleotides. RefSeq names its product P-loop containing nucleoside triphosphate hydrolase protein. The record is from RefSeq and is a predicted model, not a curated record. Lineage: Eukaryota; Fungi; Ascomycota; Dothideomycetes; Mycosphaerellales; Teratosphaeriaceae. Gene Ontology annotation, molecular function: ATP hydrolysis activity; ATP binding; ATP-dependent chromatin remodeler activity. The transcript has 2 exons. Gene Ontology annotation, cellular component: nucleus. Bases 1 to 2232 code for a protein of 743 amino acids.
AUGGUAGCCCUGAACCCUGAUGAAAGUCACAACGUCGAGAUCAACCCGGCCAGAGGUGAAAACGACGAACCCAUCUACAUCCCCCAGAAGGUCGCUCAUGCAAUCAAAGCGCAUCAGCUCGAUGGUGUCCGCUUUCUAUGGCGUGAGAUCGCCUGCGAUGGCCAAGAAGAGGGCCAGGGCUGCAUACUAGCUCACACCAUGGGGCUCGGCAAGUCCAUGCAGACCAUCGCUCUUCUCGCCGUUCUGAACCACGCCACGAAGUCCAAGGAGCCUAGCAUCAUCCGCCAGCUGCCGUUCCGUCUCCAAAAGCUUGCAAAUGCCGAAAAGCGAGACAAACGCAACGUGCGGGUGCUCGUGAUAUGUCCCCCUGGUUUAAUCCCAAACUGGCGCCGUGAAAUCAAUGACUGGACGCCAGGUGAGCUUGGAGUGGUCUUCAGCAUUGAGGCUGGUGCCAAUGGGUCCGAGCUGUCUACACUUAAGGAGUGGAAGCGGCGUGGUGGGGUGAUGCUCAUCGGAUUCCAAAAGUUCCGCAACCUGCUGAAGAAGAAAGCCAACGAAACGGCAGACCAGGCAGGGGACUCCGAGGAAUUUACCGAUUUCGAGCGACUCCUGUUCAAACGACCCGAGAUUGUCGUCGUCGACGAGGCCCAUCAGAUCAAGAAUACAAGCGCAUAUGUCACUGAAUUGGCCGGCAAGAUCAAAACACACCACAGGAUUGCUUUGACUGGUACGCCGAUGAGCAACAAGGUGGAUGAAAUCUACUCUCUUGUCUCCUGGGUCGCGCCUCAAUUUCUGGGGGACCCUGCCGAGUUUCGCGCGCAUUUUACGGAGCCCAUCAAGCAAGGCCUGUUUGUCGACAGUACCGCCUACGAGCGGCGCAACAGCUUGAAGAAACUUCGAGUUCUGCAUGCAGAGAUCGGGCCGAAGGUCAAUCGCGCAAAUAUCGAAGUCCUCAGGGGUCAGCUUAAGGGCAAGAUCGAAUAUGUCAUUAAGGUGCCCUUGUCCGAGGUCCAGGACAAGAUGUACAGAGGCUACAUCAAAGCGCUACAGGCGGGCAACCGAAGCGAGAAUGCAAGCCAAGUGACCAUCUUCGCGUGGCUGAACAACUUGACGCUUCUCACCAACCAUCCGCAUCUGUUUCGCAAGAUGCUCCUUGCGCCUCCGGCGAAGAAGAAGAAGAUCAAAAAAGGAACAGACGCCGAGCGCGAGCAGAGUCCGAGUACAGCCACGGAGAGUGGAUCAAUGCCAAAAUUCAACUCCGCAGAGACCGACGCGAUCCUCGACGGCUGGGAAGACUCUCUUGACUCACGCUUUUCAGCCAAGCUCUGUGUCAUUAUGCCACUGAUAGAUAUGUCUCUCGACUGCGGAGACAACGUGCUUGUCUUCUCGACUAGCCUCCCAACAUUGGAUUACCUCUGCGAGCUGUUCAGAUCGAAAGGCCGGCGAUACGCACACAAACGGAUCGACGGCUCGGUCAAGACGGCUGAUCGGAUGUCUGCGCUUGAACAGCUCAACCAAGGUCAUAUCCGGAUCAUGCUUCUUUCCACAAAAGCCGCCGGGGUGGGAUUGAACAUGUGCAGCGCCAAUCGCGUCAUCAUCGUCGACUCGAAAUUCAAUCCGGCGGAUGAAGAACAAGCAAUCGGGCGUGCAUAUCGCAUCGGGCAGCUGAAGCCUGUGUUCGUCUAUCGGGUCUUCACCGGAGGCUCCUACGACGAGAAUCUGAAGGCUUUGCAAAUCUUCAAGUCUUCGCUCACGAAGCGCGUGGUGGACAAGAAGAAUCCUCGGCGUGACACGGAGCGCAACGCACGGAACUAUCUGUAUGAGCCAAAGGAGGUGGAGCAAGAGGAUCUUACGAAGUGGAUCGGCAAAGAUCCUGACGUGCUCGACAAGCUCUUGCAACAGCACGGAUCGGAGGAGGAGGGCAAGCAUGAUACGUUGAUCCGAUCCAUCGACACGAUGGAGACGUUGCAAGAGGAUGCAGCAGAUGCGCCACUGGAUGAAGCGGAGCAGAAGGAGGUGAAUGACGAGAUCGAGAUGAACAAGAGGCGGCCUAGAGGAAGGUGGGCCGCUGCGAUGGAAGGGUUGGCUCCGGCUGCACCUCCCUCGACCAUGCCGGCGCCUCAGCGAGUUGGAGGUGGCAUGGCUUCGCUACAGGCGUCUGCUGCUUUCCUACGAGGAUUGGCACCGAGGAUGCCAUCGCUGGGUGGUCUGCCCUCGUCCACAUCGGGAUGA